AUGAGGUUUCCUCCCAAGGUUUACCAGUUCCUGGUGGGCACUUUUGCUGCACUUGGAUCUUUCCUCUACGGAUAUGACCUUACUAUCGUGGCCGAGGUGGUGUCUAGCGGUUCAUUCCUGAACUACUUUAGCCCAACCACCAGUGAAAUAGGUCUGGUCGCGUCGCUGCUCACAGCUGGAGCUUUCGUCGGCGCUGGGUUAGCGUACCCGUGCUCAGAUCACUUUGGCCGCCGAGCAACCAUCUUAACUGGCGGAUUGAUCUUCUGCCUCGGUGGUGGACUACAGACCGGUGCUCAAAACUAUGGCUACAUCUUAGGAGGUCGUUUCAUCUCGGGCGUCUCGAUCGGUGUCCUCACUAUGAUCAUUCCAAUUUAUCAGGCAGAAUUGGUCCACCCCGAUAUCCGAGGCUUGGUGACUGGACUGCAGCAGUUCAUGGUCGGCAUUGGUGGAGUUUGUGGAAGUUGGAUCAGCUACGGCACCUAUGUCAGCUUCUCAGAUAACAGGCAAUGGCGCAUACCAUUGGGUAUUCAGAUUGUACCGGCUGCUCUUUUGUCCAGCCUGAUUUUCUUCUUCCCCGAAUCACCUCGGUGGCUCAUUAGCCAGGGCCAGCAAGAGAGGGGUCUACAGACCCUCGCACGACUACAUGCUAACGGUAACACAUCCGAUCCUUGGAUUCUCGCCGAGUUUGAACAAAUCAAAGCCCAAAUUGCUACAGAAAAUGAGCAUAGCCAGGUCACAUUAUAUCAGUCGAUCAGCGAUAAAUCAAACUUCCGGCGUAUUCUGCUGGCUUGCGCCAUGCAAGCUGCCACGCAAAUGACGGGAGUCUCCGCUAUUCAAUAUUACUCGGUCACCAUCUUCAAACAAAUUGGCAUCGAUGGAACUGACACCCUGCGCUAUCAAGCCAUUAACUCAAUCAUUGGCCUUAUUGGUGAACUGCUCCUCAUGCUGAUCGUCGAUAAAAUAGGUCGUCGUAAGCUUGUGGUGGGUGGAAAUCUUGCCAUGUGUCUCACAUACGUGAUCAGCACAAUUCUUCUCGCCCAAUUCCCUCCCGAGAUGAACAACGCGGGCGCGCAUUGGGGCUUCGUUAUCAUGACAUGGGUUUAUAAUUUCUGCUUCGCAAGUAUGGGAUCACUGUCUUGGAUGAUCCCCGCCGAGAUUUUUGAUACAGCAACCCGAGCCAAGGGUGUAGCUUUGGGUUGCAUGGUAUCAUUCGCAUUUAACACAAUGAUUGGUCAAGUGACACCCAUUGGAAUGGCAACCUCCGGGUGGAAGUUCUACAUCCUUUUUGUGGUCUGCAAUUUCACCAAUGCCGUCUUCUUUUGGGCCAUGCUCCCUGAGACAAAACAGUUGCCUUUGGAGGAGAUGAAGAAACUCUUCACCGAGACUCCCUGGUUCGUCGGCAACAGGACUACAAGCGACCACCGGAUCACAGAAACCAGUAUGCUGGCGGAGCGAAUCAAGGAGCAAGGACUAGGGAAUAAGAAUGGCAUGGCUGAGCAUGAGGAGUUUACCGCUUGA
Messenger RNA from Penicillium expansum, 1518 nucleotides. Its product is annotated as Major facilitator superfamily domain, general substrate transporter. The transcript has 7 exons. The coding region runs from base 1 to 1518 and encodes 505 amino acids. NCBI's taxonomy places the organism in Eukaryota, Fungi, Ascomycota, Eurotiomycetes, Eurotiales, Aspergillaceae. The record is from RefSeq and is a predicted model, not a curated record. Gene Ontology annotation, biological process: carbohydrate transport; transmembrane transport. Gene Ontology annotation, molecular function: carbohydrate:proton symporter activity. Gene Ontology annotation, cellular component: membrane.